Ictalurus furcatus (blue catfish) is the source of this 3313-nucleotide messenger RNA. RefSeq names its product protein kinase C, gamma (gene prkcg). NCBI's taxonomy places the organism in Eukaryota, Metazoa, Chordata, Actinopteri, Siluriformes, Ictaluridae. The record is from RefSeq and is a predicted model, not a curated record. Gene Ontology annotation, molecular function: zinc ion binding; ATP binding; diacylglycerol-dependent serine/threonine kinase activity. Gene Ontology annotation, biological process: protein phosphorylation. Bases 1190 to 3277 code for a protein of 695 amino acids. The transcript is spliced from 17 exons.
GACCUUCAACCUUUUACUCCCUCAAUCUCUUGCUGCACGAUCAUACCAUCCCUCCCUUUUCUUUUGUUGCUCUCUUUCUCUCUGACUAUGUUCCUCUCUCUCUCUCUCUCUCUCUCUCUCUCUCACACACACACACACACACACACACACACACACACACACACACACACACACACCAUGUUGCCAAUGGGUGUGAGGGUGUUUUUGUUCUGUCCAGACUUGUCGCUUUCCCACUGUCAAAGAGAGCAGCACAUUGUCCUGAUUUUUCACUGCACUCUUUCCCUUAGCUCCGUUCGUCCUCCCUGAACAGCAGCCAUCUUGCUAUAUUUUCUGAAUCCUCCCACAGUGACCUGGAUUGAGUCAGCCACCUGUGUGAGGGAGUUAGCUAUCGCAGACUGUACCAUGCCUGGGUUUCAUCUAAUUCCAAAUAUAUGGCAUUAUAUGACAUGCUCCUUUUCUGGUGUCAUCAUGCUUGUCAGCCAUAUUGUUCGCUCCAAACCCACCCGAUGAGCUCAUUUUUAGGUAAGAACAUGGUAUGUGCUCAGAGGCUGAUAUGUGAUAUGUCAGGUUGUAGAUGAGGCUGUCUAAUGAUCUGUGCUCUGGUCAACAGUUUUGACACACUUUUGACAAGCUGAGAUGCUAGCUGACCAAGCUGUCCAAUGUGUCUCCCUCUCUGUCCUCUUUCAAUCUCCCUCCAUCCGUCUCUCUUUCAUUCUCUGGAGAGACAUAACCCAGAUUUUAAAAAUGAACUGCUGCCUAUCUCUCCUCAUCUACUCCCUGCUUCUCUCUCUCUGUCACUUUCUCUCUUUUUACCACACACGCUCUUCCUGUUGGUAAAAACAGAAUCAAUCUUGGAAAGUGAAAAUCGCCUCAGUGUCUCUGCCCCUCUUCGUUCUCUAUUGGAUAAAGGAAUACAGAGUCCUCUACUCCUCCUCCAUAUUUCUGCGUUCCUGGAAAGCUUCACUCAACCUUCAACUUUCUUUCUCUUCUUUUUCUUUUUUUUCCUUCGGGGGCUUUUCAAAGGGUUUUCCUUAUUUUUGGUUUUGGUUUCCUGCAUGAUCUCAAUUCUUCUACUUUUCAUGAGUCAGGGUUGACGAAGCUGUGAACCUGACGCCCACCUAGAGGAAGAGGGAGAACAGUGAGUGACCAUUUGACCAAAUCAUUUAGCAAAACAACCACAAUCAGUGGCAUGUCUACACCAGUCUCUCCAUCCCCCUCUCUUUCCCCACUGUCCUUGUCCUCUCCUUCUCCCUCCUCUUCUCCUUUGCCCUCUCCCCUCUCUCCACCCCCCAGGCUUCCAGUCUUCCAGAGGAAAGGAGCACUCAAGCACAAGAGGAUUGUUGAAGUGAAAGACCAUCAGUUCACAGCCCGCUUCUUCAAACAGCCCACCUUCUGCAGCCACUGCACAGACUUCAUUUGGGGUAUAGGAAAGCAAGGAUUCCAAUGCCAAGUUUGCAGUUUUGUGGUGCACAAACGCUGUCACGAGUUUGUCACUUUUACAUGUCCAGGAAGCAUCACUGCACCAAAAGCAGAGGAUUUGAAGAGUAAACACAAGUUUAAGAUACACACUUACUCCAGCCCAACCUUCUGUGAUCACUGUGGUUCUCUACUCUAUGGCCUCAUUCACCAGGGCAUGAGAUGCACCAGCUGUGAGAUGAACGUUCAUAAGCGAUGUGAGAACAGUGUACCCAGUCUAUGUGGGCAUGACCACACUGAGAAAAGAGGACGGAUCCACCUGAGCGUGCGUGGAGAGAAGGAGGAUAUAUAUGUCACAGUACGUGAAGCACGGAACCUGAUUCCCAUGGACCCUAAUGGCUUGUCUGACCCCUAUGUGAAGCUCAAACUUAUUCCAGAUCCCAAGAGCCACAGUAAACAAAAAACCAAGACUAUUCGUUCCACUCUAAACCCUGUAUGGAAUGAAAGCUUUGUCUUUUCAGUGAGAGGCAGGCAGUGGGAUAGGCGCUUGUCAAUAGAGGUAUGGGACUGGGAUCGCACAUCUCGAAACGACUUCAUGGGAGCUCUCUCCUUUGGAGUGAGUGAGAUAUUUCGUCGUCCUGUUAGUGGCUGGUUUAAACUGCUCAACCAGGAUGAGGGAGAGUACUACAAUAUCCCUGUACCCGAUCCAGACCUACAGGAGCCAGACUCUGCUGUCUCUCCCUCUCUUCUUCCUACUCCGGUUACUGUUCCUACACCUGUGCCUGCUGUCACCCCACCUGUUGUGAGUCCUGCACCCACCAGCUUACCAGUGGGAAAGGGCCGAGUUAGACUACAGGACUUCAACUUCCUUAUGGUGCUAGGCAAGGGCAGCUUUGGCAAGGUGAUGCUGGCCGAGGAAAGAGGGAGUGACCGCUUGUUUGCGGUGAAGGUGCUGAAGAAAGAUGUGCUGUUUCAGGAUGAGGACACAGAGAGCGCAAUGGUGGAGCGGAGAGUUCUGGGAUUGAGUGGCCGUCCACACUUCCUCACAUCUCUCUUUUGCGCCUUCCAGACUGAGGAUCGUCUGUACUAUGUAAUGGAAUAUGUGAAUGGUGGAGAUCUCAUGUUCCAUAUUCAGAUUGUUGGAAAAUUUAAAGAGCCACAUGCUGCAUUCUAUGCAGCAGAGAUAGCUGUGGGCCUCUUCUUCCUGCACAGCAAAGGCAUCAUCUAUAGAGAUCUCAAACUGGAUAAUGUGCUGUUAGACAGUGAGGGCCACAUAAAGAUCGCUGAUUUUGGGAUGUGCAGGGAAGGUAUGAUGGAGGGAGACACCACACGGACAUUCUGUGGCACUCCGGACUACAUUGCUCCUGAGAUUGUAGCAUAUCAGCCAUACGGUAAAGCAGUAGACUGGUGGUCGUAUGGGGUUCUCCUCUAUGAAAUGCUUGCUGGGCAGCCUCCAUUUGAUGGGAUCGAUGAAGAGGAGCUGUUUCAGUCCAUCAUGGAGCAAAGCGUAUCGUAUCCCAAGACUCUGUCUCGUGAGGCUGUUGCCAUUUGCAAAGGGCUCUUGACCAAGAAUCCAGUGAAGCGUCUGGGUGGGGGAGAGGCUGCAGAGAGAGAGAUACGUGAGCAUCCUUUCUUCCGUUGGAUAGACUGGGACAGACUGGAAAGACUGGAGGUUCAGCCACCGUUCAAGCCCAGGCCUGGAGGGAAAAAAGGAGAAAAUUUUGACAAGUUUUUCACGGCUGCCUCCGCAGCUCUGACUCCCUCUGAUCCAGAUGUUCUUGCAGCCAUUGAUCAGGAAGAUUUCCAGGACUUUACCUACAUAAACCCUGAUUUUCCUGGCAGCCCUCUCACUGCUGUCUGAAAUCACACAACACAAACAAACAAUGCUCCUGUCUGA